Molecule: messenger RNA, 1721 nt
Organism: Telopea speciosissima
Lineage: Eukaryota; Viridiplantae; Streptophyta; Magnoliopsida; Proteales; Proteaceae
Product: cationic amino acid transporter 6, chloroplastic-like
Exons: 5
Coding region: 18-1721 (567 amino acids)
Biological process (GO): transmembrane transport; amino acid transport
Cellular component (GO): plasma membrane
Molecular function (GO): amino acid transmembrane transporter activity
Source: RefSeq, a predicted model, not a curated record
CUUGGUGAGUUUCAAACAUGGCAGCCACUCAACCAUCACCUAACAACAUCUUUUGCUGCAGUUAUCUUCAAUCCCUCUCUCAAACACCACAGAGACUCAGAAAAAGAAUGUUAGCUACAAGGACUCCAGACCAAGAACUCAACCAAAUAAGACUAAGAUCAGGUGCAGACAUGAAAAGAACACUGAAGUGGUAUGACCUGGUAGCUCUUGGUGUAGGAGGAAUGCUUGGUGUUGGAGUUUUUGUAACAACAGGUCAUGUAGCACACAACAUCUCUGGUCCUGCUGUUUUUGUUUCUUAUAUCAUUGCUGGAUUAUCAGCUCUCCUUUCUUCUUUGUGUUACACCGAAUUCUCCGUCGAAAUUCCGGUUGCCGGUGGAGCCUUUAGUUAUCUCAGAGUAACUUUUGGAGAGUUUGUGGGGUACUUUGCUGGAGCUAAUAUACUAAUGGAGUAUGUAUUAUCAAAUGCCGCAGUGGCAAGAAGUUUCACAGAGUAUCUUUCUAGUACCUUUGGAGCAAUAGAUCCAAAUUCAUGGAGAGUUGAAGUAGGUGGAUUGGCAACAGGUUAUAAUAGAUUGGAUUUCACUGCUGUUGCUCUUGUUCUACUUCUAACCAUCUGUCUAUGUUACAGUACAAAGGAGAGCUCUACUCUGAACCUUGUCAUGACAAUCUUUCAUGGGAUCUUCUUUGGGCUUAUUAUAAUUUCUGGAUUCUGUAAUGGGAGUGCAGAGAACUUAAUACAUCCAAGAGGAUUAGCUCCUUUUGGUGUAAGAGGAAUUUUUGAUGGAGCAGCAAUAGUUUACUUCAGCUAUAUUGGAUAUGAUUCUGUAUCAACCAUGGCAGAAGAGAUCAACAACCCUUCAAGGGCACUUCCAGUUGGCAUUUUGGGAUCUGUUCUUAUUGUUUCUGUGCUUUAUUGCCUCAUGGCCUUGUCUUUGUGCUUGAUAAUCCCUUACAAUGAGAUAUCUGAUGCUGCAUUCACUUCGGCUUUUCGAAAGAUCUCUGGUUGGAAAUGGAUGAGCAUUGUGGUUGGGGCUGGUGCAAGCUUGGGUAUUGUGGCUUCUCUCCUUGUUGCCAUGCUAGGUCAAGCCAGGUACCUUUGCGUUAUCGGAAGGGCUCGGCUCGUCCCGGUUUGGUUGGCCAAGGUUCAUCCAUCUACAGGCACCCCUUUGAACGCCACCCUCUUCUUGGGUAUCUGCACAGCGUCGAUUGCACUUUUCACUGAACUUGAGAUAAUACUAGAGAUGAUCUCCAUCGGCACACUCUUGGUGUUCUACCUUGUGGCCAAUGCCCUAAUCUUUCAUCGCUAUGUUGUUGAUAGAACCAAUCACCGGAUUACCACUCUCUUCUUCUUGUUCCUCCUCUCAUCAACUUCAGUUGGCUUCUCUCUAUCAUGGAAGUUCAAGGUAAAAUGGUGGGGGCUAUCCAUACUUUGUGGGUUUAUUAUCACCAUCACUGCCUUCUUCCACUACAUGGUCCCUUGCAAUCGCCUGCCCACCCAAUGGUCUGUGCCAUUUAUGCCAUGGCCAGCUGCAGUCUCAAUCUUCCUUAAUGUCUUCCUCAUGACCACAUUAAACAAGAUACCUUUCAUAAGGUUUGGUAUAUGGGCUUGUGUGGUGACAUUAUUUUAUGUUUUAUAUGGUGUUCACUCAACAUACCUUGCAGAGGAAUUGGAGACUGGGAAUGUUGAGUUAAACCGGAUUUUAUCCGGUCCGGUUGGGUGA